AAUUCUUCCAUCUUUAGACCCUGACAUCGAUGAGAAGCAUCAAGGUCAUAUACUGUAAGUCGCAAAUACAGAAUGAGCUGGACUGCAAAGAAGGACAUUGUCAUACUUGUCAUUUCGCUCUUUGGCUUUCAAGUGUCCCAGAGUUGGGAGACGCAUGAAUGGGGAGGGACAUUCACUCAAGAGACCAUCUGCGGUCUGACAGGAACCACAGUGACCCUCACCUGCUCCAUCUGGUACCCACAAACGCAUGAUGGCCAAAUCAUCAAGGUCAUAAAGGGACUGUGGUACACCAAAGUUUACAACGGGCAACCUGAAGAUCUGACGAUGGACCCUCAAUACUCUGGUCGUCUAGACCAGAGGAACUGUCACGGCAACUUGUGCACUUUGUCAAUCAAAGAGCUGAGAGAGAGCGACCAUGGAACCUACAAAUUCAGAUUCAUAACUAACGUGGACGGUGGAGAGUACACUGUCAAAACCGGAGUCACUCUGGAUAUGACUGCUGCACAGGUGCAUGUGAUCAAGGCUGUAGAGAGAGAUUCUUACACGCGCGCUUCACUGUCAUGCCACACAAGCUGCACUCCUGCAACUUCUUUGUCUUGGUGCUGGAAGCGAACACCACGAAAUGAUGACUGUUUAACUCGCCAUUGGACAAAAGAAGUGGAAAUAUAUUUACGUCCAGGAGAAUACAUCACCUGUGCUGUUGAAGGAUAUCCAUUAAGUGCGUCUCCUCCACUGUAUGCUCUGGAAGCCCCCAGGGUGUUAAGUACAAAAGAUGAGAUCAUGGAGGGGGAUUCACUGACUCUUACUUGCAGAGAUGACACCCCAACAUCAUCAGGACACCGCUGGUGCAAGAAGACUGGAACUUCAGACUGUGAGGUCAUGAGUUAUGGAGAAUAUCUGUUCUUCAGCUCCAUCCAGUCUUCAGAUUCAGCUGUGUAUUGUUGUGUCGUGGAGAAUGAUCUGGGGGAGAAGAUGUCGCAACCUUUCGUAAUUGAUGUAAAAUAUGUUCCUCGCCUUCCAAGCAUCUCAGCAAUACCCUCCUCCAACGUCAGAAUGGGUUCUUCGGUCAGUCUGACAUGUAGCAGUGAUGCUAACCCUGUCGCUAGCUACUUUUGGUCCAAGGACAACGAGGAGUCGCCUAAUUUUACGGGGGCCGUGUUAAACAUCAUCAACUUCCAACUACACAACGAAGGCGCAUAUCACUGCGAGGCCCGAAACUCCAGGGGAAGCCAGAACGCCACACUCCUGCUUCAAGCAGAGAAUUUUAGGUCAUGGUCACAAGGUGCUCUCACAGCGGUGGUUGUGCGUUGCGCCACAGUUGGCAUCGUGCUCAUCCUGCUUUCAGUCACUGUCCUCCUGUUCUGGAAAAAGACCACGUCGAAAGGCAGGAUGCACUUAUCUCAGCCAAACACAAGUGAAGACAGCAGCAGGGAUCAACUGGAGGAGCUGGUGGCAUUCUCCGAUCCCUCUCCAAUCCACGCCAAUGUCACCAAUGACAAAACGGACCAGGAUGAGAAUGAAUACGAAAGUGUGGUGGACACAGUCAUCAAAUGUGGUGGCGAAGCCUCAGGAUGAGUUCUGCAUCCUUCUUUUUCCUCCUCUUUAAACAUAAUUUAAAUGACUCUUAUUUGCCCAGAGCGGGGGUCAGCAACCCAUGUUUUGAGAGCCGCAUGCGGCUCUUUAGCACUGCCCUAGUGGCUCCCUGGAGCAUUUUCAAAAAUGUUUGAAAAUUGACAAAGAUGGCUGAGGGAAAAAUAUUUUUCUGUUUUGAUAUGGUUUCUGUAGGAGGUCAAAAACGACCCAAACAUUCUUAACAUUUUCCAAUGCUGUAAAAAUGUGGUAAAAAUAAUUUUCACUGUAUGUACUAAAAUUCUAUUAUUGUUUUUCCUUUUAAACCAUUUUAAGGCAAAAUGGUUCUAAAAUGGUUUUAUGUCUGUUAAGUUUCAGCUUUUUCUUGUUGUUUUUUACUUCUUUUUUUUUGUACUCAAAUGCAAUUACAGUAAAUGCAUUUUUAAGGCGCUACCUAUAUGAAUAUGUGUGUAUUACUUGAUCCAGCCUUCUACAAAAUUCUGUUCAAAUAAGUAUCUUUUUGGGACAUAUAUUUUUAUGAUUAUAUGUGAUUAAAGAAAUAAACCAUAAUAAAGUCUCAAAUUAAGUUGCUUUAUCUACCCCAUUUCCCCCCAGGUUUUUCCACAAACAUUUAACCACGCAAAAAUGUGUGAUUGGU
Molecule: messenger RNA, 2227 nt
Organism: Corythoichthys intestinalis (scribbled pipefish)
Lineage: Eukaryota; Metazoa; Chordata; Actinopteri; Syngnathiformes; Syngnathidae
Product: B-cell receptor CD22-like
Exons: 7
Coding region: 73-1575 (500 amino acids)
Source: RefSeq, a predicted model, not a curated record